ACACGUUUUCUCCCUCUAUAUAUAAGUAGUGACCAUCUCCCCCGUUCUCCCCAAAGCCCAAACCACCAUUGUACCACCGCGCACGGCGGAGAAUAGAGCUUACAGUCAUACCUCAUUUCCCCAGGGAAAAAAAAAAAAAAACCUCAAAUCCAUGGCCUUGUCGGCUCCUCAUCUUCUUCUUCUUCAGCUCUUCAUUUCGUGGAUAUUCUUCUUACCUAGGCUGUGUCUUUGUUCAGUGAUGCAACCAGUGUUGUUACCACUCAAGGCGAAGGCCAUUCCGGCUGGCUCGAUUCUCCGGCCACCCAACAAGCUCUCUUUCCGCCACAACGUCUCGCUGACAGUCUCCCUCUCCGUCGGCACUCCGCCGCAGGAAGUCACCAUGGUGCUCGACACCGGCAGCGAGCUUUCCUGGCUUCACUGCAAGCGGACGCCAAACGCGGCCUCCGUUUUCGAUCCGGUCCGGUCCUCUUCCUACUCGCCCGUACCCUGUUUGUCGCCCACCUGCAAGACCCGGACCCGGGACUUCUCCAUACCCGUUUCCUGCGACUCCAAGCAGCUCUGCCACGCCACGCUCGCCUACGCCGACGCCUCCUCCGUCGAAGGCAACCUGGCCACAGAGACCUUCCGGGUCGACGAUUCCGGCCUUCCGGGUUUGGUGUUCGGUUGCAUGGAUUCGGGUUCGAGCUCCAACCCGGGCGAGGACUCCAAGACGACCGGGUUAAUAGGCAUGAACCGGGGGUCUCUAUCUUUCGUCAGCCAAAUGCGUUCUCCCAAGUUCUCGUACUGCAUUUCAGGCCGUGACUCGUCGGGUAUUCUGCUCUUCGGGGAGGCCCGGUUCCCCUGGCUCCGACCCUUGAACUACACGCCCUUGGUCCAAAUCACGACCCCCUUACCCUACUUCGACCGGGUUGCGUACACGGUCCAGCUCGAGGGAAUAAAAGUAUCGGGGAAAACCCUACCCCUAGCCAAAUCCGUCUUCGAGCCCGACCACACCGGUGCGGGUCAAACAAUGGUCGACUCGGGUACCCAGUUCACCUUCCUCCUCGGCCCGGCUUACAACGCUCUGAAAAACGAAUUCCUGCAACAAACCAAAGGCCUGCUCCGCCCUCUGGGAGACCCAAACUUCGUAUUCCAAGGAGCCAUGGACUUAUGCUACCGGGUCGAAUUAACCCGCGCAACGCUGCCCCAAUUACCCACCGUGACCCUCAUGCUCCGGGGCGCCGAAAUGAGCGUAUCGGGCGAGAGACUACUGUAUCGGGUGCCCGGCAUGGUGAGGGAAAAAGAUUCGGUGCAUUGCUUCACAUUUGGCAACUCUGAUCUGCUGGGCGUGGAAGCCUAUCUGAUCGGACAUCAUCAUCAGCAGAACAUGUGGAUGGAGUUCGAUCUGGCCAAGUCAAGGGUCGGAUUGGCCGAGGUUAGAUGUGACCUAGCUAGUCAACGGCUUGGCCUCGGGGUCUAACGCUACACUGCUUCUUCAAGGCCCCACUCGGUCCAAUUGACUGCUGAUCACAGCCCGACACGUGACAGCGAAAGAUCAUAUAAAAAAAAUUGUAAAUCUCUGGUCUGUACUAUUAUUGAGUCAAUAUAGAAAGGCGUAGUGGUGGGAUUAGGUGGGUUGGGUUUGAUAUGGAAGUGACGGCUGGGGGGAUCUGUAUAGUGCGGUUGUAGGGAUGUACCGUGGGGACGUGCUACAAGGGAUAAAGAUGUUUCUUUUCUUGAACUUUUGACGGCAGAAGUCAGAGUUACAGCCUGGCAACUUCACUUGCCAGCCGCCGUGUCGCUUUCCCAAAUCCCACUUUCCGUCUUUGCUGUUGAUAAUAAUAAUAAUAUUUCAUAUUUCCCCA
Diospyros lotus (date-plum) is the source of this 1844-nucleotide messenger RNA. RefSeq names its product aspartic proteinase PCS1-like. Lineage: Eukaryota; Viridiplantae; Streptophyta; Magnoliopsida; Ericales; Ebenaceae. The coding region runs from base 152 to 1459 and encodes 435 amino acids. Gene Ontology annotation, molecular function: aspartic-type endopeptidase activity. The transcript has a single exon. Gene Ontology annotation, biological process: proteolysis. The record is from RefSeq and is a predicted model, not a curated record.